Molecule: messenger RNA, 576 nt
Organism: Penicillium robsamsonii
Lineage: Eukaryota; Fungi; Ascomycota; Eurotiomycetes; Eurotiales; Aspergillaceae
Exons: 3
Coding region: 1-576 (191 amino acids)
Source: RefSeq, a predicted model, not a curated record
AUGUCUCCUCGCUAUGGCGCCCUCGGCGCAACCUUCCAAGUAUCCCGCCUCUUCCAAGCCUGCUCCCUAAUCGCCAUAAUCGGCAUGACGGCCAAAUUCAUCAGCGUAAUAAUCAACAACAACGCUACACCCCCAAACAUCCUAAUUGGGACAAUCAGCGUGACCUGCAUCGCAGCAAUUUACUGCAUAAUUACCGCAAUCUUGUACACAGACGACAUCCUCCCAUUCCUAGCCUGCGCAGUACUAGACAUGCUACUUCUAAUCGCGCUGAUUGUCGUCGCCGUUAUCGUCGGCAAGCCGCUCUCAUACUUAAAGUGCACAGCGUUGGCAGAGCUGGGAGACAAAGAUGCUACGUCGUAUGCGUUUGCAUCUCGACUUUCGAGUUACAUUGCUAGCGUUAGUGGGAAGAUUGAUUAUGUUUCGUGGAUUGGGGCUUCAAAGGCGAUUUGUAUCGAGACGAAGGCUAUUUGGGGGUUGAGUAUUGGGCUUUGUAUUCUCUUUUUCUUUUCUGUUAUCUGCAAUAUCUGUUUGUGGUUGCAGAAGAAGAAGGCCCUUGCUGUGAAGAGUGUGGAGUAA